ACCCAUCUUUUGCCAGAACUUAACCCAGACACAUAUAAAGAGUACCAUGAAGCUCCAUAUUCUCCUAGUUAUCAUGCUUGCCUAUGUGGCUGUGAGGAUUCUGCCUGUACUGGGAGGCAUCAGGACAAAACAUACCUCUAAAACAUUGGAAGUCAAGCAGUGCUGGGUACAGCCUCCACUAGAGUUUUGUGACAAAAAGUGCUCUAAAUAUAACUUCUGUGUAUUUUAUAACCACACAUGCUGUUGGACCUACUGUGGGAACAUCUGCUUGCACAAUGAAAGCUGUGAUCCUGAACAAAAGACUACACUCAUCCAAAUCUGGUGAAAGAAACAGGCAGCAAAAGGCCAUGCCCUACUGUCUCCAAAUAGAGGUUUGCACUCACUCGGAA
Molecule: messenger RNA, 389 nt
Organism: Trichechus manatus latirostris (Florida manatee)
Lineage: Eukaryota; Metazoa; Chordata; Mammalia; Sirenia; Trichechidae
Product: protein WFDC9-like
Exons: 3
Coding region: 47-325 (92 amino acids)
Source: RefSeq, a predicted model, not a curated record